Messenger RNA from Ceratotherium simum simum (southern white rhinoceros), 1401 nucleotides. RefSeq names its product BCL10 immune signaling adaptor (gene BCL10). The record is from RefSeq and is a predicted model, not a curated record. Gene Ontology annotation, molecular function: protein kinase B binding; kinase activator activity; NF-kappaB binding. Gene Ontology annotation, cellular component: CBM complex; cytosol. Gene Ontology annotation, biological process: adaptive immune response; apoptotic process; positive regulation of extrinsic apoptotic signaling pathway. NCBI's taxonomy places the organism in Eukaryota, Metazoa, Chordata, Mammalia, Perissodactyla, Rhinocerotidae.
GAGGUGGAGCGGUGCUCAGGCGCCGCGUCGGGACGCGUAGGUCUGCAGCGUCGUCGGCCUAAAGGGCAGAGCCGGAAGCGCCACGGUUUGACCCCCGGAGCCCCUCUGUCUUCGAAGGGGCAGCCCUCUUCCUCUGGGCUUUCUCUACGUCCCCGUCUCCCCGCUCAUCCGGAGGCCGAAGCCCCCAGCCUGGGCGGGGCGGCGCAGCCCGAGCUCCCCGACCCGGAAGAAGCGCCAUCUGCCGCCUCCGCCAUGGAGCCCACCGCGCCGUCCCUCACCGAGGAGGACCUCACUGAAGUGAAGAAGGACGCUUUAGAAAAUUUGCGUGUCUACUUGUGUGAAAAAAUCAUAGCUGAGAGACAUUUUGAUCAUCUACGCGCAAAAAAAAUACUCAGUAGAGAAGACACUGAAGAAAUUUCUUGCCGAACAUCAAGUAGAAAAAGGGCUGGAAAACUGUUAGACUACUUACAAGAAAACCCCAAAGGACUAGAUACCCUGGUUGAAUCUAUUCGGCGAGAAAAAACACAGAACUUCCUGAUACAGAAGAUUACAGAUGAAGUGCUGAAACUUAGAAAUAUAAAGCUAGAACACCUGAAAGGACUGAAAUGUAGCAGCUGUGAGCCUUUUCCAGAUGGAGCUACAAACAACCUCUCUAGAUCAAAUUCAGAUGAGAGUAAUUUCUCUGAAAAACUGAGAGCAUCCACUGUCAUAUACCAUCCAGAAGGAGAAUCCAGCACAGCCCCCUUUUUUUCUACUGAUUCUUCUCUGAAUUUGCCUGUUCUAGAAGUAGGCAGAACUGAAAAUCCCACGUUCUCUUCAACUACGCUUCCUAGACCUGGGGACCCUGGGGCUCCUCCUUUGCCACCAGAGCUGCAGUUAGAAGAAGGAACCUGUGGAAACUCUAGUGAGAUGUUUCUUCCCUUAAGAUCACGCGCUCUCUCGCGGCAAUGACGGUUUACUGCCUUUAAAUUUUUUUAAUAAUGACAAAAAACAUUUGAAAGGAUAUGAAUCUUUUUAUAAAAUUGCUAUAAUGACUUAUUAACACUUGAUACAUGUCUUUUAAAAUGCAAUGUAAACAUACUUUGUAAAUAGAAUUUUUUAGAAUAAAAAAAGCUUACUUUCAGCUAGCUAAAGUAAAUCACGUUGAUCGUGUAUUGUUCAGCAUUUUUUUCAUUUUUGAGGCAUUUAGUGUUUUCACAUUUUUUGUUUUAAGACUAAUUUUAAUAGAGAACAUUUCUCUAUUAGAGAAUAGAGUCUGAAGCUGGGAAUAAUGUUUCUGCUCAGUGCAUUUGUGCUAGUGAUUUUCAGUUUAAUAGUCCUUUCCAACCAUUCAGCAGUAAAUUUUCAGGAUUAAGCUGUCCCUAUUUGGUAAUAAAGCCAGUCACUCCCAGGAAAACUGCC